UUGUGUUGUGGUGCCUCGUCAGGACGUGCACAGUGGACCUCCUCCAUCACUUCCACCGCUCCACACUGCCAGUGGAUUUUCAGCUCCGAGCCCUUUUUUUUUUUUUUGCUUCAUUGAGUUAUUGUCUAAGUUUAUUUGAAGUGUUUGGAUUUUUGAGAAAGGGGGAAAAGAAAAGGGUUCCAUCCUCCUCACUUGUGCAGACAUGCAACGGUGCACAGCAGUGCUACUUUUGCUGGUGGUGGCCUUAUACGUCCUGAGUGCAGAAGCUUACAAGUGCCGGUGCACCAGAAAAGGACCCAAGAUCCGAUACAAGGAUGUGCAGAAGCUGGAGAUCAAGCCCAAAUAUCCCUACUGCCAGGAAAAGAUGAUUUUUGUGACGAUGGAGAAUGUGUCCCGCUUCAAGGGUCAGGAGUACUGCCUUCACCCCAAACUGCAGAGCACCAAGAAUCUGGUCAAGUGGUUCCGCAUCUGGAAAGACAAACACAGAGUUUACGAGGCCUAAAUCGGUGGCAAGUCAGCACAACAAGAUCAAAUAAACAACUACGACACCGCUGGGACUUUUUUGAUGGGGAAUGUUGCAAAAAAAAUUAAAAUAAAUCUGCCGUACUUCCUCUUCCUCUUCAAGCCAUCAAGACAUAAUCGAGCUAGUUUUAUCCAACUAUAGUGUUUGUUUUUUCUUUUUGGUUGUAGUUUCUACUUCUAAUAAUUGACUCAGAAGCUAUGUUUGUUUAAAAAGAACCUCCGUAUUGGAGGGACGUCAAUAAUCCAUUUAUUUUCGAUAUUUUCUAACAAUAUUGCCACACAAGUACAUCUGCAAAUAUGAUAAACAAUGCAUAUUACUCCUGUUUUUGUAUUCAUUCCAAUGUAAAAUGCAUUUUUGUAAACAGCCUAUUUUGUUAGAAUGACUUUAUAGUGUCAUGUAUGUUAUGCCGUUUCAUUAUAGCUGUUUGGUUGUGCUAUUUAAUUAGUUUUGGUCCGGGUGGGCGUUCAAGCGUUCAACAUUCCAUUGUGUGUUAAAAAAAAAAAAAAAAAGGUAAUAAACACAGCAAUAAAGUGUCUAAAAGUAA
Molecule: messenger RNA, 1067 nt
Organism: Nerophis lumbriciformis (worm pipefish)
Lineage: Eukaryota; Metazoa; Chordata; Actinopteri; Syngnathiformes; Syngnathidae
Gene: cxcl14
Product: chemokine (C-X-C motif) ligand 14
Biological process (GO): immune response
Cellular component (GO): extracellular region
Molecular function (GO): chemokine activity
Source: RefSeq, a predicted model, not a curated record